Molecule: messenger RNA, 4168 nt
Organism: Cynoglossus semilaevis (tongue sole)
Lineage: Eukaryota; Metazoa; Chordata; Actinopteri; Pleuronectiformes; Cynoglossidae
Gene: unc5a
Product: unc-5 netrin receptor A
Exons: 16
Coding region: 619-3327 (902 amino acids)
Biological process (GO): netrin-activated signaling pathway; anterior/posterior axon guidance
Cellular component (GO): membrane
Molecular function (GO): netrin receptor activity; protein binding
Source: RefSeq, a predicted model, not a curated record
GUGUGCAUGGACGGCGGCGGCGGAGCGCGGGGGGGGGGGUGCGAUCCAUGCCCAGCGAGCGCGCACGAGUCCGCUCCAGGUUUUGCUGCUCCGCUCAUCAUCACACAAACGCAGGCAAUACCUUCCCUGACUGACUCUCAGCUCCAGCAUUGCUGUGCAAGCAGAUGAACCCGGCGUUCUGUUGCUGACACUUUGAACCGCGCUCGCGUUUUUGGAGAAGGUAUCGUUCAGCUCCAAGGCUGCAAAGUGACAAGAAAGAGGGAGGAGGAGGAAAAAAAAAACUGCCUGGACUCUUGGCUCGGUGACAGCGGGAGGAGAGUAGUUUGGCUCCGGGCAGAGCAGCAGCAGCAGCAGCAGCAGCAGUGACAAAGCCAGCACUUUAUUUACCACACCUGUGAUGCGCCGUUCUGAGCAACGGAGACGCAAGAGACCGGGAUACUGAUGUGGCCACGGCUCUGCGGGAGGAUAUGUGCUGAGGACAAGGACUAAAACAAAAUAAAAAAAAACACGGCGUUCAAGCUUUACUCUCUGGACCUGAGAGGGAAAAAAACUGUUUCUCCUUUGACUAUUACCCGCUUUAAAACUUCAUUUUCUUUUUUUUUUUAAAUACGCACAAAGAUGCCCUUACUCCCGGCUCCCUUUGUCCGCUGUAGACUCAGCGCCACGCUGCGUGUGCUCUGGCUCCUGUCCGCUGGCUUCAGCCUCACCGGCUCUGAGCACACGGCCACAGCAGCACUACCUGCUGCGUUCUCGGACCUGUUACCUCACUUCCUGGUGGAGCCAGAGGACGAGUACAUUGUUAAGAACAAGCCGGUGACACUGACCUGCCGCUCCACCCCGGCCACACAGAUCUACUUCAAGUGCAACGGGGAGUGGGUUCAUCAGGAUGACCAUUUAAUUGAGCGAACCGUUGACCCAGCCACAGCUCUGCCAGUCAUGCAGGUGACAAUUGACAUAACCAGGCAGCAGGUGGAGAAGAUCUUUGGUCUUGAUGAGUACUGGUGUCAGUGUGUCGCCUGGAGCACCACCGGCACCCAGAAGAGCCAGAAAGCAUACAUCAGGAUCGCAUACCUGAGAAAGAAUUUUGAGGAGGAGCCGCAGGGGAAAGAGGUGGCACUGGACCAGGAGGUGUUACUGCGAUGCCAUCCCCCAGAGGGAGUGCCACAAGCUGAGGUGGAGUGGCAGAGAAAUGAGGACGUGAUCAACCCGACCAGCGACCCCAAUUUUUUCAUCACAGCCGACCACAAUCUUGUCAUCAGAAAGGCCCGUCUGGCAGACACGGGCAACUACACGUGUGUGGCCAAGAACAUAGUGGCUCGUCGCAAGAGCAGCUCCGCAACGGUCCUGGUCUAUGUCAACGGCGGCUGGUCCACAUGGACCACCUGGUCGUCCUGCAGUGCCGUUUGCGGGCGUGGCUGGCAGAAGAGGAGUCGGAGCUGCACCAACCCCACGCCACUGAACGGAGGCACGUCCUGUGAGGGGCAGAACGUCCAGAAAAGUGCCUGCGUGGCCACCUGUCCAGUAGAUGGAGGCUGGAGCGAGUGGAGCAAGUGGUCAGCUUGCGGCGCCGACUGUUCUAUGUGGAGGAGCAGGGAGUGCACCCAGCCCUCACCUGGCACCGGAGGCAAAGACUGCCAGGGGGUCGACCUCCAGUCCCUCAACUGUACCAGCGAGCAGUGUCCACAGACCGUCAGUGGGGCCGAGGACGUUGCCCUCUACGUGGGCAUGGUUGCCGUGGCCCUUUGUCUGACCCUGCUGCUCAUCGUGGUGGUCCUGGUCUACCGGAGGAAGAAGGAGGGCCUGGACGCAGACGUGGCCGACUCGUCCAUUCUCACCACUGGCUUCCAGCCCAUGGGCAUCAAGCCCAGCAAGCCAGAGAAUUCCCACUUGCUGACGAUCCAGCCCGAUCUGACCACCACCACCACCAGUUACCAAGGCACGCUGCGCUCCCGCCACGACACUACUGGGAAGUUUUCUAUGACCAACGGGCCCCUGCUGGACCCACUGCCAAAUGGAUCACACACCCUGCACAAUGGGAAGCUUAAUUCAAACCCGUCUGAGUUUGUGAGCCGGCUGUCCUCUCAGAGCUUUUUUAAAACGCUGCCCCGCGAUGUGGAUAAUACCUCCUACGGGACCUUCAACUUCCUGGGAGGCAGACUGACGAUCCCUAACAUGGGAAUCAGCCUGCUCAUUCCUCCUGAGGCCAUCCCCAGAGGCAAGAUCUAUGAGAUUUAUCUCACUGUUCAAAGGAAGGAAGAUUUAAGGUUACCCCUGGCCGGAUGCCAGACCCUGCUUAGCCCCGUGGUGAGUUGUGGUCCUCCUGGGGUGGUCCUGAGCCGCCCAGUUAUCCUCAGCAUGGACCACUGCUCUGACGCAAGCCUCGAUAACUGGGCCGUGCGCCUGAAGAAGCAGAACUACGAGGGCGUAUGGGAGGACGUCCUGCUCAUGGGGGAGGAGCUUGUGUCAGAGCCCUAUUACUGCCAGCUGGAGGCCGAGACAUGCCGGGUGUUCACGGAGCAGCUGGGCUCCUUCGCCCUGGUGGGGGAGUCCCUGCACAUGGGUGCCGCCAAGCGCCUGCGGCUGGUGCUCUUCUCCGACUCGUACUGCUCCACGCUGGAGUACAACAUCAGGGUGUACUGCAUGGACGACACGCAGGACAUCUUCAAGGAGGUGAUGCAGAUGGAGCGGCAGCUCGGGGGUCGGCUGAUUGACGAGCCUCACGUCCUGCUUUUCAAAGACAGUUACCACAACCUGCGCUUGUCCAUCCAUGACAUGCCCCAGGCGCACUGGAGGAGCAAGCUGCUAGCCGGCUACCAGGAGAUUCCGUUUUAUCACAUCUGGAACGGUUCCCAGCGGUACCUGCACUGCACGUUCACACUGGAGCGUCUCAGCCUCAGCACCUGCGAGCUCACCUGCCAGCUGUGUGUGUGGCAAGUGGAGGGGGAGGGCCAGAGCUUUAGCCUUGACUUCAACAUUGCCAAGGACACUCGAUCUGUGGAUUCUGAGUGCCUGCUGAUGGACAGUAACGCCACAGCUCUGGCGGGGCCCAGUGCUUUUCAGAUUCCGUACCUCAUCAGGCAGAAGAUCUGCAGCAGCCUGGAUGCCCCCUGUCCCAACGGAGCUGACUGGAGAAUGUUAGCGCAAAGACUUAAACUUGAGAAACACAUGAGUUUCUUUGCAUCCAAAGCGAGUCCAACCUCUGUGAUCUUGGACCUGUGGGAGGCGCAGCAUUUCCACAGCGGCAACAUCAACCAGCUGGCGGCGGUCAUGGCUGACAUUGGCAAACAGGAAGCCAUGAUAUUCUUGGUCUCUGAUGGCGAAUGCUAACCCAGAAAACUGGAGAGAGAGACUGUAGGGGAGAAAGAACACAACAAUAACAACAACACACACCACAACAACAAAAAAACAAAAACGCCCGACAAUAACCGCAGCAGGACAGGGGGCAGCAGCAGAUCUGUCCCAGCGUCCCUCUUUAUCACAGAUGCUGUGAGGAGGAUUGUAACUCCCUGUUUCUUUAAAUGACAGAGCAAACAGAAGGGGGCAGCGGGCGCGUGCGUUGGGAAACAUUUUUGCUAACUCAACAAGUAAAUGCCCUUUAUUUUUCAUUAAACAAGGUUAAACGACACAGUUCAUGCCAUAGCAAAAUUAUAUCAAGGAGGAUGCAGGAAUUUACUGGGGGGAAAAAAUAAUCAAUAUUUAAUUCCCUUACUAUUUUCUUAUGGGCCACUAGAAGUGUAUGUUGGUGUGUGUUUCUGCUGCCACGCUCUCUGCAAGUCAGGACGUUUCUAGGUGGAAUUUUUCUUAUUUCCCCUCAGAAAUAAAGACCCAGUAGGAUGCAGCAAUGCAACUUAAAGGGUGGACAGCUAACAAAACCUAAGGAAACAGGAAGUGAGUUGUAAAGGGAGGGGCGGGACCAGCCCCGGGUGUCAGUUCUAUGUUUUUAUAUGAAACCUUUUUUUAAAUGUCCUGGAACACAAUUGAAGAUUGCUGGGAUUGAUGUAACACUAGGUGUCGCUGGAAGUUCAGAGUUCCGUGGUCGAUGUUGAGGUCCAGGCCGAUGGUGGAGCCCCCACUUGUUUCACUGUGUGGUGAUGUGCAUUUCUCGCGGUCGAUUGCCAAAUCCGUUGCUCGUUCUUGUGGAUCGUGAAGUGCGACUGGGUUGUAAAAA